Molecule: messenger RNA, 339 nt
Organism: Lactuca saligna
Lineage: Eukaryota; Viridiplantae; Streptophyta; Magnoliopsida; Asterales; Asteraceae
Source: the annotation of a GenBank genome assembly
AUGUUUCCCACUUGCACUACUAAAGAGAACACUUUUAAGGAGACACCAAAUAAGGUGUUCAGAAGAGAGCAUGAAAAUUUGGUGAAGGAAGCAGAAAAAUGGAUGAAAGCAAUAGCACUAAUUACCACAAAUCGUGUUUGCCGCAGCCAUUAUAGUACCAGGCGGAAGCAAUCAAGAAACAGGCAUCCCCAUGUUUUAAAAAAAAUUGCUUUCACGAUCUUUGCAAUAUCAGAUGCAAUUUCACUAUUUGCAUCAAGCUCAACAUUACUGAUGUUCUCCUCGAUCGUUACAGGAAGUUUUGAUAAGAAAGAUUUUCUAUUCAUUUGCGAAGACGAUUGA